AUGAGCACAAGCGCGGACACGGGGCAGAAAGGUGGCCCUUCUCCGGAUGACGAGUACCAGGGCCAAAUAAGUAGCAUUCAGCAGAUCUUCGCUGAGUACGACCACAACGGUUCUGGCAAGGUCCGAGUCGAGAGAGUUCCGGAUUUGAUCGUGAAUCUGGGACGAGACCUCCAAGUCGGCAGAGAGGUUGCCCGGCAACUGAGCGGUAGCGGUGCAGUGGAGCUCACCACCUUCGAGGAAGUCGUUCAGACCUUGAAGAGAGUGGAGGAGAGCCAGGACCGGGAACCAGACAGUGAGACCACCACACCACUCACUUUGCUGAAAAGGCUCAACGCCUACCGGAAACAGUGUGAGUCGAAUGGGGAGUGCGCCAGGGGGGGCCAUGUAAAGGCGAUUUUCCGGCGGUGCAAGGUGCAAGAUAUUUGGGACAUUGCCUGGCUGUUUGCAGGAGAUCUCCAACAGCAGGUCGAAGCGGGGGAACAGCCCUCGGGUGUUGUUGCGUCCAAAGAUGAUGCGGUUGAACAUGCAGAGCACAAUCAAGAGUUGUGCUCGAUUUGUCUAGAAGGACUAGACGAUUGCUGCUUCAGCUACCCGUGUGGCCAGGGGCACAGGCUGCACUACCACUGCAUGCUCCACUUCCUGGGCAGCAUCCUGGCCAUUCCUCUGUCGGACGAGACCCCUGGGCCAUUGCGAAAGGAGCAAGUCCGUGAGAUGGGCACAGGAUUCAAAGCUGUCGCCUUGCUGGAAGCAGCGAUGCAGAACCUUCAUGUCGAGACGCGGCGACGCUUGUGCUGUCCGCUCUGCAGAUGCUCAUGGCCAGAUGAAGCUGAAGUUUCUCUGGAGCAAACCAUGGCCUCCCUGCGUCAAUGUCGCAUAAAAAUGCUUGCAAAGAACGUUGGACGUCUUGAGAAGGCCUUUAAUUCCGUGCAGGCGAGCUAUGACCAGAGGGUAGAGAUUGGGCAGGCUGAUCAGAGACCAGCUGCCCAGGUCCUCGACAACAACCUGCACACCGCUGAGAGCUACCUGAGCCAUCGCGACACGGCGUGCAGCACGGUUCUGCGAAUCUUUGAGUUCCUGGAUGCGAGACAUGUCACGUCGGUGUCAGCCUGCUGCACAGCAGCGGCACGGCAUUGCUGGGUGGAGUGCAAGCUCCGAGCUCCCCAUGUGAAAGCAGCAACGGCUACACACCACAUCUGGCCACAGACGACCAGGUCGCUGCUGAUCGAUCCAUCGCUGCGAACGGCCGUUCAGAAAGGGACUUCAGGCUUAGAUGUUGUGUCCUUCUCGAAGUGGCUAGCAUGUGCUGCUGGCCUCCUGGAAGUGAACAUUCAUGCUGCGGGCUGGGAGAAGCUGGACCCCGGGGCGGGCUAUCUGUCGAAGAGCCUUCCCAUCCAACAUCUCCAGAUCCUGGACCUGUCUCAUAAUGGGCUGACUGACCUGGGUGCUCAGAACUUAGCAGCUGCGCUGACGAAGAAGCGCCCUGUACGUUUGGAAGUGCUGACGCUGGAGCUGAACUGCAUCACGGAGGCCGGCUUUGAUUCACUGCUCAGCCUGGGCAAGGACGUUGGCAAUC
Symbiodinium necroappetens is the source of this 1573-nucleotide messenger RNA. The record is from the annotation of a GenBank genome assembly. NCBI's taxonomy places the organism in Eukaryota, Dinophyceae, Suessiales, Symbiodiniaceae.